This is a messenger RNA of Haplochromis burtoni (Burton's mouthbrooder), 845 nucleotides long. RefSeq lists its product as uncharacterized. The transcript is spliced from 4 exons. Gene Ontology annotation, cellular component: membrane raft; external side of plasma membrane. The record is from RefSeq and is a predicted model, not a curated record. Gene Ontology annotation, biological process: positive regulation of ERK1 and ERK2 cascade; T cell activation; interleukin-15-mediated signaling pathway. Bases 4 to 759 code for a protein of 251 amino acids. NCBI's taxonomy places the organism in Eukaryota, Metazoa, Chordata, Actinopteri, Cichliformes, Cichlidae. Gene Ontology annotation, molecular function: MHC class II protein binding; protein tyrosine kinase binding.
GUCAUGUUUCUCUUUUUUUUCUCAGCACCAACAAUUCAUCUACUUCAAUCUGUCUCUAUUGUCAUAGUUGGUGAUGACCUCACUUUGCCUUGUGAAAAUGUGACACAUGGUCAGGAUGACUGUAACAGUACUACCUGGGCCUUCAGUGGUUCAACAGACACGGCAGUAGUGGAGUUGGCCACUCAUGGGCAGAUUCACAAAGAUGUUAGAGCUAAGUCAGCCAGGCUGAGUGUUAGUGAAGACUGUUCUCUGGUUAUAAACAAGGUCACAGUUGAGGAUGCUGGCCGUUACACGUGCAGACAAAUCAAAUCAGGAAAUGAAGUUUCAGAGUUUGAUGUCUAUCUUUCCGUUAUUAACACGACUCAACAUGACAACGGUAACAAAGCCAUCUUGAGCUGCUCCUUGUUGGCAUAUAAACCCUGUACAUACAUAGUAGAAUGGCUCUACGAGGGUGAAGAGAACAUCUAUACAGACAUGAAGAUAUUACCAGGUUCCUGCUCUUCAGCAGUGACAUUUAAAUCUCAACUUAAUCAGAAGUCAAAGAUUUAUGAGUCUCUGAAGUGCAAUGUGACAGAUGAGUCCAGUAACAAAGUGAAGCUGUUUCCCUUCAGCUCUCAGUCGUCAGGUUGGUCAUGGGAGCAUAUUAUAUUUCCUGCUUUAGUAGCCGUCUUAGUUGCUGCUGUGGUGAUGAUCACAAGGAAGAAAACUAGAGGGAACAUGGAAAUGGAUCAACAGAACAAUGUGAGUUUCAUCCAUUGAUCAUUCUGAUUCUUCAAUAAAAAAACUGAGUUUUUGGUGAUUGUCUGUUAAGUUCUCUACACCUGUAUGACCCUAAGAAAAUAACA